AUGGGGGACGAAUUGGACGAGGUGAUCGGGUUCUUGUCGGACAAGAACCCAGCGGUGAGGGCGCAGGCGGCGCAUAUCGUGCAAGGCUUGACCGGGACCGAUGACGGCGCGAAGCUCUUGUGCGAGAAAGCCGACGCGCUGGUGCCCAAGCUGCUGCACAUGAUCGGCAAGGAGGGAACGGAAUCGAAAUAUGCCGCGACUGCGCUCGUGAACUUGACGCACGAUCCCGAGGUGAUCGUCAAAUGCGUGAAUAAGGGUGCUGUGGAGCGCGCGAUGGACGCGCUUCGUGACGGAGACGGAGCGCCGGUUGAUCUAUUGUUGUCCAUUUUAGCGAACGUCACCACUGCAGAGAGCGGUGUGCACGUUAUUAGUCAAGAGGGUAAGCCGUUGGAGGGGUUCUACGUCUCAAAGUUGAUUCAGCUCUUGUCCACGGGCAAGCCGGAGGAGAGCUACGACCAGGCGGCGUCAGUGCUUACAAAUGUAACACGCGAUCCUAUCGGUCGACGGGUCUUUUUGGACCCGAAACGAGGCUUAUUAGCGUCUGUCAUUCCAUUUAUGACGCAGCCGAACGAGUUGAGGCGCGAGCGCGUCGCCGCUGCAUUGCGAAACUGUUGCAUGGAUGACAUUCAGCGCAAGGCGCUUCUGGACUUCGUCAAUCCAGGAACCCAGGAGCCGGAGGGUGAUGUGAUCCGCGCGCUCCUUCGACCCAUCAGCGGCAAGAAAGUUGGAGCAGAGUUAUCAGAUAACGUUCGUCAGGCGUGCGCAGAAGCAAUUUACGCUCUGGCGAAGGAUGAAGCCGCCCGCCCAAUCCUAUCAAAACUUGAGGCGCCGAGACUGCUGAAAGAUGGGUACGAGCUUGAGGAGCACCCAGAAACUUGUGCGGCUCUGGUGGCGAUCGGAAAUUUGUUCCUCGAGAGUGGAAUGGUCCCGGAAGACCUUCAAGAAGGGUUAAACCAGCCGCAAGCCGUCGAAGUGAUCGAUGACGAUGAAGCAAUGGUUAUGAUGGGACCUGGGAUGGGACCUGGUGGAUUCAUCAACACUGUGGAUUGA
Molecule: messenger RNA, 1050 nt
Organism: Ostreococcus tauri
Lineage: Eukaryota; Viridiplantae; Chlorophyta; Mamiellophyceae; Mamiellales; Bathycoccaceae
Product: Armadillo-type fold
Exons: 1
Coding region: 1-1050 (349 amino acids)
Source: RefSeq, a predicted model, not a curated record